Messenger RNA from Xyrauchen texanus (razorback sucker), 4530 nucleotides. RefSeq names its product cadherin-like and PC-esterase domain-containing protein 1. The coding region runs from base 534 to 3494 and encodes 986 amino acids. The record is from RefSeq and is a predicted model, not a curated record. NCBI's taxonomy places the organism in Eukaryota, Metazoa, Chordata, Actinopteri, Cypriniformes, Catostomidae. The transcript has 21 exons.
UUCAACGGUAAAAAAAAAAAAACAAGUCUCGAGACUCCUGCUUUCCGCUCUAUUCGUGGCACGGCGUCUAGUUCUUUUACGGCGUGUAGUGAACGCCCCCCUUAGUAUGAGAGACACAGCUUUGAAGCGGUUUGGUAAAGGGAGGCAGACGCUUUCUGACUGCGCGGCGCUGUGUGAAGGAGGCGUGUCAUCAAUCUCAGUCAUGAGGCACCUCCACUCGGGAGUGUUUUUAAUCAACCGAGGGACUCGGCAUCUUUGAGACAAGAAAGGAGCCUUUAGAGAAACUUUUCACUCUGUUUGGUCACAGACCGCUACAUUGAGAGGAUACGACCAGCUCUGACGCACGUCGAAUUAGUCAUAUUGGGAGACCGCUUCAGAAGAUGCGUUAGGUUUAAAGGACUCAAGUUUUGCAAUGACCCUGUCACGAAGUUGUGUUUCUCAUAUGUGCGCUUUUAAAGGGCGCAUUGGAUUCCCGAAGUUCGCGUUGCACGACGCGUCGUGAUCCGUACAGGGAUGAUGCGGGCACAUUCCCAAUGGUAUGUCUCUUGACUCAGUCCGGGAAUAUUUGUGCAGUUGUGGGAAUGCUUUUCCGUGGGAUCUGGACGCUCCGCCGGAGAUGUUGCACGGGUCCCCUUCUGCUGCUGGGGAUUGCGCUGGGGCUCUUUUACCACACCUUGACUAUUGACCGUGACAGCAACGAGUUCAAGUCCAGUCAGCGGGACCAAAGGAACAAAUCAGUGGUGUCUGAUUAUAAACUACUGCUCAAGCACCCAGAGAAGCUCAUAUCUCUUCUGGAAGCAUCACAGACUGAUAGCUUUGUGCAACAUUCUAAACGCAGCUGUGCGGGAAAAGCCAUUAUUCUAACAGGCCAACAGGCUCCGACAGAUACAGAGGUUCAGUUGUAUCAGCGAGUUCUACAACAGCAGGGGUAUCAUGUGGAUCAAGCUCGCUUUGCUGAGACCAGUGCGACUCUCAGACAGGACAGAAGAGAUGGAAGAGACUGGUCUGUCUUGGUAUGUUUAAAGGGAUCUGAAAAAAGCUGCCUGCGAAAAAUCAACUUUGCCCGUCCUUACCACCACCAGAGGGUUAACAUUAUUCCAGCAUUUUCCGGAGCGUUUUUGGACAUGGGCGGUGUCUGCCGGUUUUUGACAGACAGCAAGUUGUCAGGAGUGACAUUACCCAUCCUCCCCUCUGCCUGCACUCCUGGAACCCCAGACAAUGCUGAAUAUGAACGGAUGCAGCCAGACAUACACAGCUAUUCAGACAAUCACGGCUUGAACACCAUCGUGAAUGUUUACAUCCUGGUUACCUCGGCAAGCCCUUUAACAGCUUUUGUCCAUCACACAGCCUUGGUCAGAACUCACCUGGACAAAAAUAGUUAUGCUAAAGAGUUGCAGGUAUUCUUUAGAGAGAGACUGGGUCCUGUUGCGUCACUGCAGGCCAGUGAGCACAUGAAACGCAUCAUCAGUGACAUCCUUAAAGCUGCUCUAUUAACCACACAGGAGAGCAGCUCGCCCAGAUGUCAGCUGUGUUUUCAGUUAAUGACAUUCACUUUGCACUAUAAUGCCUCUCAUCCAGUUGUGGUUAAGCUUCAGACUGAUCUACACUUUGAUGAAAUGAAGGACCCUGACUUUGAUGCACAGAUCAGCAAUGAGUACAUGCUAGAGGAUGUGCUGAAACUGCUUUUCCCAGCAUGCAUCAGUGAGGCCAGAGAACCUACAGAAGAGAACCAACUGAAGCAGUACGGGGGCUGUGAGUGGCCAAACAGCUUGUGUUUGCCUCCAGAAGACCUGCAUUUACUUCAGCAAUUUAAUCAACACCUCAAGAGACCAGGGCCUUUUCAGCUGCUGUACCCUAUAUCUCCUCCGGAUCAUCUCUUCCAUGAUUUAAUCCAGAAGUCCCUAGUUGCUCAGGAUUAUGAAUGGAGACCAGCUCUCAUGGCCCUACUCCAACAGCUCAGCCUUUACUACACCAGAAGAAAUCAGACUGAAAGCAUGGAGGACCCAAAGAGCCCUGGACAUGGUGAGGCAAAACCAGAUCCGUCAGAUUCAUUGUCAAGAAAGGGCAAGUGUGUUGAUCCUCAUCUGAGACAGUUGUACACACAUCCGCCUAUGUUACUUAUGCCAACAUUCAACCCAUGGGUGAAAGAAUAUCGAGCCGAGGUUCCAUUUGAUGUGAUCACUAUUCGGAUCAGACCAGAACCAGUGAGCUCACAGUGCCACAUUCACCUGGAUGAACAUCGUGGACCAAAGAUGGCAAACUACCCGGUUGGCCUGGGCAACAACAAAAUCAACAUUCUGGUUAUGGACGAUUCAGAGGCUGAGCCCGUUGUCAUGACGAUAUACACUCUGCAUAUAUACCGCGAAAGCAGGCCCAGCCUGCCAAUGUUUGAUGAGUAUGUGAUGUGCAGCUUCGUACAGGACUGUGGCCUGGUGGUCAGACCAGAUCAGCCCUGUGGUUUGGAGCAGAUUCUGGGGAUGAGAUCAUCAGAAGAGGCCCAGGCAUCACCUCGGCCUUGUGUGUCAGGAGAUGAGCCUGGUCGUUGGGUCAUCCCAUGCCUGAGCUGCUCGGACAAUAGGACCUGUGAUUGGAGAGAGGUUGACUGGCAACCCGACAGCUGUUACCACCCUUUGCUAGACCAACCUCAGUUGCAAACCUGCAUGAUGGAUAGGAAGGUCCUGUUCAUCGGUGACUCCACCAAUCGAGGGAUGAUGUACUACCUGAUUGAGAGAGUGAACACCACAUUAGAGGACUGGGACAAAGCCCACGACACCAUCGUUUAUCACAACCUGAAUCAGGGCCGAACUAUCAUCAGUUACUCAUAUUACCCACAAUUCUGGCUUCCAAAGGCCCAGAGGCCCACCUUCCAAAGAGCUCUACAACAACUUAUAGCGAGGUCACAACCCCUGGAGAAUUCGCCUCAGACAGUGCUGGUCGCUGGAGGGGUACAGUGGCUGAACCUGAACCAUCUGAGGACCAUUCAACAGGUCUUAGAGAGGGAGGGUCUUCAGAACAUCAUGGUGGUGGUGAAGUCUUUAGGAAUGGGCUUUCAUUUGCCUGUGGAUGGUAUUCGUUUCCUUCCCCAGAGUGGAGUGCAAGAACUCUAUAAUGUGAACAAGAAUAUUCUGAAAAGUGCCAAACAUCUUGGAUACGAGGUCAUUGACACGCUCAGCAUCACCAUAGGUCGAUACAAGGAGUUCCUGCAGGGACGGUGUGCCUGCCAUUUCCAUGAGGUCUAUAAGCUUCCAUUUCCCACUGCUGAUUCCCAAAGAACGCUGAAGACCUUGAGACAUGAUAAAGAGAGUGCACUCAGGGCCAAUGAGCCACCAGGGAUGCCACAGCAAGAGGAAGAACUUGGAAGAGGAAGAGCAACAUUGUCUCAACCCAAUGUGUCCUACCAUGUAAAGGGACCAGUAAACAAGAUCUACUCAGAGAUCCUACUUAGCAGGAUUUGUGUGAAUCGCGAUGUCAACAGGACUAUUCGACCACAUUGACUAAAAGACAGUUAGCGGCUGGUGACGCUAAACUGAAUGUGUGUUUUGUUUUGCAGGUAAAUGUGUAUACAGUGGGAAAGAGUGUGUCUGUAUGAUGAUCAGUUGUGAAUAUGUAUAUAUAUAUUUUUGAAGAAAAAGCAGUUAUAAAUAUGCAUUAAAGGGCUAAAGUGUCUUGAAAGCACUCAUAGUGCACACAGAUUGGUCAAAAUGUAUUUAGCCAUAUGCUGGUGUAAAUUGUGUGUGUGAUACAGAUGGAAACGGGUGGGGUUCAAUAAGACCUCUUGAAGCACAAAUUCUUCUGCUAUGCUCAUGUAAUGUUCCCACAAGUCUGCUGCUGGAGCACAGGUCGAAAUGUUUCCAAUGUGUUUUGAAAAUAUUUGCAGGUGCUAUGGAGUGCCUUUGAUGUCACGCUGCCCCACACUGUCACUUUUAUGGAAGCUUGAUGACGUUUUGAAAUCUAGCUUUUCACCCCCUUCAUUUACAUACAAGGUUUUGAGUAUUAUGAUGUAUUUUUAUACCAAAUGUCUAAUGAACGAUAUUAUAUGUUAUAGUCUUAUGUUCUUCACAUAUAUUUCUACAUUUAUUUUUCUACUAGUGUUUUACCAAUGCCUUAAUAAUAAUCCAUGUAAAAUGUUAUAAAUGCUGUUUACAAAAAAAUAGGUUCUAUGUAUUAAUACCAUUACUGUAAAUGUUGAUGGUAAGCAUUUUUAUAUUGGUUCAGGGUUUAUUCUGAAUAGUUCAUGUUUCAUUUGUCCAUCAUUUACAUUAAACAGAAAAUAGUAUUGGGGGAGGGGUGGAGCUAAAAUGAUUUGAAAUAUCCCACAAAACUUCUGUUCCCACCAAUAGUUAGGCUGCAUUUUUGUAUGGGCAAGAAAGUUUUCCACAUGAAACAAUGUGUUGACCUGUGAAGAUUCCACAGUGUGGGGUAACACAUUAUUCUACAUAAAUGUAUAAGGAGUUUAUGGAUGUCUAAAUGUUGUCAAGCAUGAAAUAUGUUAUUAAAAGAAAACAAUCAACAUGCAAUGUACAAUUUUGA